Messenger RNA from Chironomus riparius, 826 nucleotides. The record is from the annotation of a GenBank genome assembly. Lineage: Eukaryota; Metazoa; Arthropoda; Insecta; Diptera; Chironomidae.
GUUUUAUUAUUGCGUUUUGAGAGAAAGAAAAGUAAAGUGACUCAUUUAUCUGAAAUAAUAAUAAAAAUUUUAAUAGCUUUAAAAAGAUAAAAAUGGCAAGUCAAGUCCGUCAGAAUUUUCACGCAGACUGCGAAGCUGCAAUUAAUAAGCAAAUCAAUUUGGAACUAUAUGCUUCAUACGUUUAUUUAUCUAUGGCUUACUAUUUUGAUCGCGAUGACGUCGCAUUGCCAGGAAUGCAUUGGUAUUUCAAGCAUUCAUCAGACGAAGAAAGAGAACAUGCAAUGAAGCUAUUAAAAUAUUUGAAUAAAAGAGGAGGUAGAAUUAUUUUACAGGAUAUCAAAAAUCCAGAAACAAGUUGCGAAUAUACAGCAUCCGAAGCUAUGGAAAAGGCACUUGAGCUAGAAAAGAAUGUUAACGAGUCAUUACUCGAAGUUCAUGGAAUCGCCACAAAUCAUAGUGAUGUGAAUAUGUGUGAUUUUUUGGAAAGUGAAUUUUUGCAAGAACAAGUUGAAGCUAUAAAGGAGAUUGCUGAUCAUGUAACAAAUUUAAAACGUUGUGGUGAAGGUUUAGGAGUUUUUAUGUUCGAUAAAACUUUGACUGAAAGCAAGGAUUAAAUGACUUUAAAUUUGUAAUAUCAUAAUAAGGAAAGAUCGCAAGACUUGGAUAUUAAGAUUGUGUUUUUAGGGUUUCAAAUACUAAGAUCGAAAGUUGACUGUUUGUAUUUCAGUUUUAAAUAUAGAUAAAGUGUGUCCAAAGCUUUUACCAACUUCCAAGUCUAAAAUUGAUCUUUCCUUUUUUGAGGUGCUUGAUGCUUUGAUACUAAAUU